CCCACUCUCUUCGCCGAACCGCUCGCUCCUCACCACUGCUCCGUCCAGAGAUAAGUCAUUCUGGAUUCGCGGGCAGUCUCUCCUCCCCGUCGACCACGAUAAGGUUGGACUGGCUUCUGCACUCUUCCCCCUACCUCUGCCAACCCCCCUCCUCUCCCGCCGCCUCUACCUCGCGCAUGGCCUCGCUCGACGACUCCGUGUCCAGCUUCGUAGAUGUAGCGGCUAGCCUCAACCAGGCUCUCCCGCAGGCUGGGCCCAUCUCCUCUACCCCAGACUACCUCAAUGCCAUCACCUCCUCCUCCAGCCACAACAUCGACGGCUCCAGCUCCAGCUCCGCUCCCGGCCACUCAUCCUCCUCCUCCGCCCGCCGCGACCCCGCAGACUACGCAGACGACGACUACGACGACGACGACGAUGACGACGACGACUACCCCGACAACUACUCCGACAACUACAAUUCCGAGGACUCCGAAGACACCGAUGCAGAGGACGACGAGUACGGCGAGUCUGAAGAUUUUCGCCAGCGCCGCAACAUCACCUACGACUUUCACCCGGUCCACACCCCGCUCAACCAAAUCCGCUCGCCAAUGGCCCGCACCGCGGGAAUCUCCCAGGCCGCCGAGGACAAGACUCCUUUGUUUCUCGAUGUGGAACCUAUUGGGCGACAGAAGAUUGCUUUUGCCCGUCUCGAGACCUGGCGCAACAAUCUUGUCGGUGUCAGUCGGUACGGCUUUAUAUUCAUUGCCGAUGGAGUGAAAAUCAAAGUCUUCAAGAUGCUAUCAUCCUCGCGGCCAGAACUCACUCUCUUCACUCAGCUCACGCCCCCAAAAACCAACCCCCCCACCAGAACCCAAAUCCUGGGCGCGAACAACCCUAUGGAUCUCUUCUGCAUCAACGCCCUCCGCAUGGGCUCCCUCGGCGGCGAAGAGCACUUCGCCGUCCUCACCGACGCCGGCCAAUGCCACGUCUACGCGACCUCCGCCAUCCUGCGCGGCCAUGACAAAGAAGGCGCCGGCGAGCGCGCGCGCGACAUGCUCCCGAUCGAGACCCUGCAGGUCGAGAAGUCUGCGUGGGGCGUCGACUUCCACGACCGCGAAUGCCUCGUCGCCGUCUCCGACAACACCCGCUCGAUCACCGUCUUCAGGCUCGGCAUCAAAGAAGCGCUCGAGAACUGGGACCACGGCAAAGCCCAGCGAGACCACACGCGCCGGCGCCAAGAGACCGAGGACUUUGACACCGACUACUCCGCGGGCUCGGACGUCAUGGCUACGGCCUCGGCCUCUGCAGCACAAGCCACCACCACAGAUCCGGGCGAAGCCAGCAGUAGCAGCGGCAGCAGCAGUCGGCCGAAAACCAAGCGAACCCGAGGCAGCGAUGAGCUAAGGCCGCACGAGCCACAAAACAAGCGAAACCUCGACUUGGCGAAAUUCAAGGUCCGCAUCGUCGAGGCCCACGACAACAAUAUCCCCUGCAUCCAGUUCAUGGAUAUCCCGCUGCGGGAAUCGAACGGCCGCGUCGCCUACCGGGCGUGCAUUUCGUCGACCGCCAUCGACGGUGAUCUGAAAUUAUGGGACGUAAACACAAAAGAGUGCAUUGCAUCCGCGGCCUUUCCCAACAAAAAAGGAUGGCACACAAAGAUCCUCUGGCGCCACGAUUUCCUCAACGUCGCAAACUCGGACGUAAUCACAAACGUCAAGCGCGAGUCGUUCAAAACAGUGGACCCCGUCACACUAGCCCACACCGAGACCGACCCCAGGCUUGUGCUCUCGUUCCCCACAAAGUCUCACAACCCGUACAUGAACAUCUUCUUCCGCCACCAACGGCACGACUCGCCUUUCAAAAUCUACGACAGCGCCGGCACGCCCUUGUCGGCUUUUGAAACCGUCAUUGACUCGUCCACGCGGCCCACAAUGCUCAGCCAGGAACGUCUCGACGCAGAGUUCCUCGGCGUGCCGACCUCCCAGGUCUCCGCCACGCCCUCUGCAUACCUCCUGCACCCGACCAUGUCGGACAAGAAGCGCAAUGAGACCUACAUCAUCGACGACCUAAUCGUCUACCACGGCUCGCUCUACCAAACCCGUCUCCUCGACUUCUCGCCCGACAACGGCGAAAUGCAGCUCUGCAACAUGUGCCCCACAGUCUUUGGCACCCGCGUCGACUACGAAAAAUUCUCCGCCUCCUACGACCGUCUCAACAUGGCAAUCACGAUCCGCGAGCUCGCAUGCCUCAUCGUCGCAACCCAGCAGGGCUCCGUCUCGAUCUUCAAAUGCUGCCGCGUGGACGACACCCGCCAGGCCGGGCUGCGCCAGGAAUACGUCAUCGGCAGAGUCAAAAACUCGGGCUCGACGAACCCGCUCAUCGGCCUCGACGUCGCGGUCGUCGACUCCCAGGCUGACGCUUAUCACCGCCGAUACCUGCUCUUUGUCGUCUUCAUCAACGGUACCGUCGAGACAUACGAAAUCGGCCGGAGUCGCAACGCCGCCUCCGGGGACGACGUCCUGGAUUUCGAAGAACAUGUUUUCUAGUCCCCCUUUCCACAGUUUUUUUUGGCUCAUACAUAAUCUUCUAUACUUCUUUUGUGUAAAUUAGUCUUUCUCCGGAUCCGUUUCUUUUCUUCUGUUUCUUUUCUUCCGUAUAACUACCGUACGUAAUUCUUUCUUCUUUCUUUUCUUGUCGCAUAACUGGUGUAUUUCUUUCCUCAGUUCUUGUACUACAUACGCAUCUUUUGUUUUCUUC
Myxozyma melibiosi is the source of this 2736-nucleotide messenger RNA. Its product is annotated as CRT10-domain-containing protein. The record is from RefSeq and is a predicted model, not a curated record. Lineage: Eukaryota; Fungi; Ascomycota; Lipomycetes; Lipomycetales; Lipomycetaceae. The coding region runs from base 177 to 2525 and encodes 782 amino acids. Gene Ontology annotation, molecular function: protein binding. The transcript is spliced from 2 exons.